UCGACCCAGACGCGCCGAAUUCCUGCUGAUUCUGGCGCAAAUCGAAAAGGCGACGAUAACCGUAAACGACGACGUCGCUCUUUUUCUCGUUCAUAUUUCAGGAUGCGUGUGCGGUUGCGGAAAAAUUGAUCAACAAAGUGUUGCCCCCACAACGCGGAUGAAGAGGGAAAAAGUGGUAAUGCGUGGCCCAGCAAAGUACGUGCUCGUGCGGUUUCCAGUAGUGAAGCGAGUGAAAGUUUUCCAUAAACCGUGGCUAACAAAUUGGAAAAUGGUUGGACUUUAAAGGUUCUCGCUUUUCGUGUAACGAAAAUGGGGGUGUGCCGGGUAGGAGUCUCGAUGUAGUCAGUGAAGCAGAGAGUGAUGCAUCGUUCGAGUGCGUAAACAGAGAUAUUACUGCUGGUAGUGCUGCGUGGUGCAGUGAUUUAUUACGGAGAAGCAGUCAAGUCAUCGACGGACUCGCUGCAGUGAAGCCAUUCGGAUUGAAGGAAAUUACUUUCGAGUGUGAGCCGGUGGAAUGACUACCCGAGGGAUAAGGAGGAAAAAGUCAUACUUAGCAGAGAUUAAAGUAGCUGUAAUAGGAGCACCGAGUGUGGGGAAAAGCGCGUUAACGGUUCGUUUCCUCACCAAGCGGUACAUUGGCGAAUAUGACCAUCAAGCAGAAAAUAGACACAAAUAUGAAAUCAUGGUCGAUGGAGAGGCGGUGCUGUGCGAAAUUUGGGAUACAUGUCCGAAGAUCGAAGGAAACAGCGAAGCCACCCUGACGGCCGGUUCCGAUGCCGUCCAGUGGGCGGACGGCCUGCUGCUGGUGUACUCCAUUACGGAUCGCGAUUCGUUCAACUACAUCCGCAAAGCCAAGGAGGAGCUACCGUGCGACACGACCCCGGUGGCCCUGGUCGGCAACAAGGUGGACAUGGUCCACCUGCGGCAGGUCAGCACCGAUGAAGGCGAAAUCCUUGCCAAGGACUUCGAGUGCAAGUUUUGCGAAAUUUCCGCCGCCGAGCACGUGCUGCAGGUGGCCGACGCAUUCCACGACCUCUGCCGGGAGGUGAUAGCGGCCAAGCGCAAGUCGAAGCAGAGUUUCAUCGAGAAGAUCGACCGGAUGCUGAGCGGGUCACGGACCUACAACCGGGGCAAGAGUGAUAGCAUUUCGCCGAAGGACUAGAUGGGUGGACUGCGGCGGGCGAGAUCUUGGAAAGGACAGAAUGGAAACGUGAUGUUGUAUUAUUAGCUAAUUCAUUAGUUCAUAUAGGGCUGGACUCCUGUCAACGGUAUUAAUCGUUCAUAAUAUUUCUCGCUAAUUGUUGAUUCACGUUGCAGAUGGGGGAAUAGUUUCUAUUUACCAAUGCCAUAAGAGAGUUGAAUGUUUGCCAUUUAGAAUAAAUUUAUUUAAAUACAUACAAGUGUCUUGAUGAAUAAAAAAUAGUGAAUGAAGUGGCCGAUGUGUGGCCGGUCGGGGGCAAUAAAAUACUAAGUCAUUGCGAUAAAGCAUACAAA
Molecule: messenger RNA, 1494 nt
Organism: Armigeres subalbatus
Lineage: Eukaryota; Metazoa; Arthropoda; Insecta; Diptera; Culicidae
Product: ras-related and estrogen-regulated growth inhibitor
Exons: 6
Coding region: 515-1162 (215 amino acids)
Molecular function (GO): GTPase activity; GTP binding
Source: RefSeq, a predicted model, not a curated record